AUGUCGGACAUUGCAAAGGGCGUCGGCAACCUGAUCACCUCCAUCGUCGAGAUCAUCAAGGGCAUCUUCGGCACAUUCAUCAAUCUCGUCGAAGGAGCCUUCCUCACCGUGUUCAAUGUCUUCCAGGGCGCGUUGAAUGCGGUCAUCGGCCUUGUCAGGAACACCUUUAACCUGGCUGAGGGCGCGGUUGGCUUCAUCAUAGGAAACUUCUUCAUUCUUGGCACUCUGGCCGCCAUCUACUUUGGAUAUCAACUGCUUCAACAACGCCAGGGCAACCGGCCUGCUCCGAUUUCGAAAGCCGUGACUGGGAAGACGCAUUGA
Molecule: messenger RNA, 321 nt
Organism: Cladophialophora yegresii CBS 114405
Lineage: Eukaryota; Fungi; Ascomycota; Eurotiomycetes; Chaetothyriales; Herpotrichiellaceae
Exons: 2
Coding region: 1-321 (106 amino acids)
Source: RefSeq, a predicted model, not a curated record